Molecule: messenger RNA, 3096 nt
Organism: Saccostrea cuccullata (small rock oyster)
Lineage: Eukaryota; Metazoa; Mollusca; Bivalvia; Ostreida; Ostreidae
Product: ADP-ribosylation factor-like protein 6-interacting protein 1
Exons: 6
Coding region: 109-723 (204 amino acids)
Cellular component (GO): membrane
Source: RefSeq, a predicted model, not a curated record
AUUUAAAUCGAAUAUAAUGAAAUUCAUAUUUUUGUUAUAUUGAUCGAAUUAAUUUUAAUAAAAAAAACUGGUACCCAUUCACAUUAACUGGUAGCAAAAAUUAAAGAGAUGGAGAACGAUAGUAAUUCAGAAACGGAGACUCAGGCAGUCCGCCUUCAGCAGAUGAAGAGAGAUAUGGAGAGUUGGAGGGAAGUUUUGUUGCCACUUAACGGUCUGCUUCACUGGGAAAAACCAUUCUACCCAGCCAUCAUAGUGGGCAUUAACACCUUUAUAUUUGCAUUGAUAUGGUAUUUUGAGCCCUCUGUCCUGACGACCUUUGCUCUGCUAGGAUUAGCUAUAAGCCUGAUCGAUUUUCUUGUACCUAUAAUUGGACCAAAUGUUGUCACUGCUAAAUGGACUGGUAAACAAGAGGCCCAGUACACUGACAUCUGCUGUAGAAUCCUGAAUGCUAAGACUCAUUUCCAUAAUGCCAGGACCACCAUGAGCUCACUCAAAUCUGAAAAACCAAAGAUUUACUUUCUGAUCGUCAUGGGGACCCUGGUAGCUUUGGCUUGGCUAGGCAGUCGGAUGGACAACCUGUGUAUGACUUAUUUCCUGGUGAACUUGGUUUUGCUGAUCCCAGGAAUAAGACAGCAUGCUGUUCUCCAGAAAUACCUGGCUAGACUGCUGAAUGUCAUCAAGUCCUUUGUUGGAAAGGGGCCCAAGAAAAUGAAAGCCAGUUAGAUACCAGCUUCCAAUUGACAGCAAUAAUAGCAUCAACUUUUUCCUUCUUAAUAUAACCUGUCAGUGUUCUUUAAUCUAAAAUUGUGCCAUUAGAAUUGCAGGCUGUGUUCUUGCUUCUUAAGGUUCAUAGUUCCUCUGUACUAGUAUUUAAUAUUUUGCUUUGUUACUAUUGAUUUCCCAAAAAAUCUAUAGAUAAAAUGUACACAAUUUCAACAUCUAUUUUCUUAGAAUCACCUUUUCACUACCAGUAUACAAUUUUUAAAAGGAAUAAUAGUUAUUUAUUUUUUAAAGAGUUAUUUCUCUUAUCAGAGGGUCAGUGAACCUUAAAUCUUGAGUAAAGUACAGUGUACCAUAUAUACAUAUACAUGUAUUAUUUUUCAAUGCCAACAAUAUCUUAUUGUUCUUAUUUAAAAAUCUUGCAUUUGCUUUAUUUUGUAUACAUGUAUUUAUAAAAAUUCUGUUCACAGAGCCCAAGAUAUGUUAUUGCAUCUGCUGAUGUUUAUCUGACAUGAAAUCCAGUCAUUUUACAGUAUUUCAAUACUCAUAAUGAAUAAUCAAAGUGUCAAAUAUUUUUAUUCUUUAAUCUAAAGGCACAAACUAAUUAUACCUUUCAGAGAGUUUGAAGUCUGAAUAAACGUACAAAAAAAAAUUUGAUCAAUUUGGAGAAAUAUUUUAUUAUCCAAACGCAUUAUAAAUUGAAUCUUGCCAACAUAUAAUGAACAUCAUGUAUAUAGAAACCCCUGAAUCAUGAUAUACAAUCAAUUUAUUCUUUAGUGUUAUUUAUUAUUUUAUGUUGUUAAUGGCGGUAUUAGAUGCCGUGUCUGUUAUUAUUGGGUUUUUUUGUUAGUCUCUUUAGUCAUAAUAGUUUUGUACUCACCAUGGGACCUGUAUCAUUUUGUUUUUGUUUGUUCAGUCUUGUAAAAGUUACCUUAAAUAUUUGUAUAAUCAGACAAAUACCAUUUGCUUGAUUUGUACUGGAGAGAUUGCACCAGUUAGACUAUGUUGAUGUUUGUAUGCCAUUUUCUCUAUGUUCUAGUUGAAACAUUUUUGUUUACAUUGAAUGAUUUUCAAUUAGCUUUUUUUGGAUCUGUCUUAAGAGACUCUUAAUUAAGAACAGUACUUUUUUUAUUAUGACAGCUGGAAAAAAUUCUUUUUACAAGUUUCAGGCAAUGUGUCACAGGUUUCAAAAAUUGAACUCUGUAUCAAAAAUUUAUGUGAAACAAGAAAUUAAGAAUUUGUUGUUUAAAAUUGUGUUUGUGUCUUUCCAAAUUUUAUGAUUUCAAUUGUUUGUCUUUUUUUUUUCAAGGAAUUAAUAUGAAAGAUGCUUGUAAAGCAUUGAAAAUGCUGUUAACGUAAUUGUCGGCGAUUGAGAUUUAAAUGCAUUUCAUGUACUGCAAGGAAAGUAAAGUGCUACCGUAUAAUUUGUCAAAUAUGCAAUUUUUUUUUGACUUAAUUAUGCAUUAUGCUUUGUAAAAUGUAUUUGUACUAAUAAGUGUAAAUAUAUAUGAUUCUUCAGGGAUUCAGUAGAUAUAAUCAAUAGUAGUUGUUGUUACAGUAAUUUACGGUAUAGCAGUGUAAUACAUCUGUUGCAAUUUGUAACCUACCGUGUGCCUUUGUAUGUUUUUUUCUUUUUUAAAAGAGCCAUGAUCACCAGUUAAAAGAGGUGCUGACAGAAAACCAGCUAAAUGUUUUAUGGAAGAAUAGAACAAUUAAUAUAUCACAUAAAUGUGAUGGAUUAUGGAAUUUUCAAGAAAUAGUGAAAUACUGAAAAGAAAUGUAUGCAAAAACAAACCUGUAUGUACAGUAUUAUAUCUGCUAUUAUUUUGAAUGAAUUCAUUUUGAUAAUGGGCUUUAAAAAAUAUGCACCAUUAAAGUUAAAAGGAUACAUUGCUUGCAUAUACUGCACGUGUGUCUAUUUGUUGCUGUAAUUGUUUACUAAUUUUCUCAUACAAGAUUUGUAUUCAUGAAAUAAAUGAAACUGAUGACUUAUUUAUAUAAUGCUGAAUAUUAAAUAAGUUUAAGGCUUUUUGUGCUUAAUAGACAAAAUUUCCCUGAUCUAAAAAUUUGACAGCAUAAUGAUUUUCUUCCUCACAUCUGCACAACUAGUCAAAAGAUAAAAGCCUGAGGAACAAAAUACAUGUAUCAAACUUUUAACACAGAGAUAUCCUGACCUCGUGUGUCUGGCCUUUGCACAAUUUGUAUAUUUGUAAAGAUGUGCAUUACUAUGAAUGUGUUCAGUGUUGUAUGAAUAAUAUUGGUCUUAUCUAAUAUGUAGCUGCUUUUAUAUGAGCUUUUGUACAUGCUAUCUGUUCCAUUAAUCAUGUAAAGUUUGCAGAUUUUACAGUGUAUUGUCAAUAAAUGUUCCUCCAGUAA